CAAACAUGGCGGCCUCCAUCAGCCGAUCGCUGCAGAAAAUCAGCAGCCAGUUUAAUUCUGGCCAUGGGAAAAUUUUCCGCAAUUUUUCUGUUACAAGUCACAGAAAAGACAAAGUUGGACCACAAGCUCAUUUCUUUCCUGCCAUGUCAACACCCAUGCUCCCCAAGGAUACAUUUAAAGGCAAGACAGCCUUCAUCACAGGUGGAGGAACAGGGUUAGGGAAAGGAAUGACCACUACAUUAUCACAGCUAGGAGCCCAGGUUGUCAUUACAAGCAGAAAAUUACCUGUACUAGAACAAACAGCUGAAGAAAUAAGCAAAGUAACAGGGAACAAAGUGCUGGCGGUGGCAGCGGAUGUUCGUGAUCCAGAGAGCGUGAAGGCUGCCGUGGAUCAUUGCGAGCAGGAGUUUGGAUUACCCAGCAUUGUUAUCAACAAUGCAGCAGGAAACUUCAUAUCCCCCACAGAGAGACUGUCUCCUAAUGCAUUCAAGACAGUAGUGGACAUUGUACUCAAUGGAACUGCUGUUGUCACUUUAGAACUUGGAAAAAGGCUCAUUAAAGCAAAACAGGGGGCUUCCUUUUUGUCUAUAACAACAAUCUACACUGGGAGUGGAUCAGGAUUUGUCACACCCAGUGCAGCAGCUAAAACUGGAGUGGAAGGCCUGACAAAGUCUUUGGCUGCUGAGUGGGGCAGAUAUGGACUGAGGUUUAACUGUAUAGCCCCUGGACCAAUAGAAACUAAGGGUGCAUUUAGCCGUCUUGACCCAACAGGUCAAUUUAAGGACAAGCUGAUAGAUAUUAUACCAGUGGGUCGGCUGGGUGAGGUCCCAGAGAUUGCUAACUUAGCCAGCUACAUGGUCAGUGACUAUGCCAGCUGGAUGAGUGGAAGUAUUGUAAAUUUUGAUGGAGGAGAAUAUGUGAUGAGAGCAGGGGAGUUUAAUGACUUGAGGAUUAUAACAAAUGAACAAUGGGAUCAGCUAGAGGCCAUCAUCAGGAAGGUCAAGGGGUCAUAGAGGCAGCAGCUGAUUGGUCUUGGUUUGUUUCCACGAAACCAUAAUCCAUAUUUCUUCUUUUGAAAGAUGCUCUCUUAAAUUUACACAACAAUGCAUGAAAUGAACUUACAAAUAUUCAUGUUGAAUAUCAUAUAUGUACAUUGUAUUUAUGCGAGUUGCCAAAUUACUCUGUUUUUAAUAUUAGCCAUAAAAAUCUUCCUUAUAUUUCUUUCUUUGUAAACCUGAAGUCUGAAUAACCUCUAUCUGCAGUAUAGAAUCUUUCUUAAUAUAUUGUAAUGAGCAUUAUUCCAUCUCAGUUAGUACAUUCUCAGAGUUCAGUUACUAUCAUUAUAUUGACAAUGCAUGUAAUUAAUUGUAUUGACAAUGCAUGUAAUUAAAAUUGAUUUAUAAUCAUUGAUCCUAUGUAUAUACCUCAAGCUAUCUCUGAUAUUGAUCUUUGUUCAACAGAUACAUGUAUAUGUGUAUUUAUAGUUACAUGCAUUGCUAAUCUUAAGUUAAUGCUAUACAUAAAUAUUAAUUUGUAUUGUUUGUAUGCACAUAUUGAAAAUAAAGGAAUUUCUAGGAACAA
Saccostrea echinata is the source of this 1581-nucleotide messenger RNA. RefSeq names its product 2,4-dienoyl-CoA reductase [(3E)-enoyl-CoA-producing], mitochondrial-like. The transcript has 8 exons. Gene Ontology annotation, cellular component: mitochondrion. Gene Ontology annotation, molecular function: 2,4-dienoyl-CoA reductase (NADPH) activity. The record is from RefSeq and is a predicted model, not a curated record. Lineage: Eukaryota; Metazoa; Mollusca; Bivalvia; Ostreida; Ostreidae. Bases 6 to 1013 code for a protein of 335 amino acids. Gene Ontology annotation, biological process: fatty acid beta-oxidation.